This is a messenger RNA of Boleophthalmus pectinirostris (great blue-spotted mudskipper), 1185 nucleotides long. RefSeq names its product chromosome unknown C4orf48 homolog (gene nicol1). The record is from RefSeq and is a predicted model, not a curated record. Lineage: Eukaryota; Metazoa; Chordata; Actinopteri; Gobiiformes; Gobiidae. The transcript is spliced from 4 exons. The coding region runs from base 117 to 386 and encodes 89 amino acids.
GUAUCGCGCGUGCGCAGUCACGAGCUCUACAUAAAACAGUCCCCAGUGGGCAUCUUGCGCUGUGCUGGUUCUUCACAUCAUCGACUGAUUGUAGGGUCUUAAUUGGUCGCGUCGCCAUGGCAUCGAGCGGGUAUCUGCAGGCAGCGGUGCUCCUGGCUGCAGUUGUGUUGUGUUUGGGAGCAGCUGAAGCGGACCAGGACGCGGGCUCUGUGAUCCCUGCUGAAAGUCGCCCAUGUGUGGACUGCCACGCUUUUGAAUUCAUGCAGAGGGCCCUGUUGGAUUUGAAAAAGACUGCUUUCAACCUCGAUGCCAGGACAGAAGAUCUGGUGUUACGGGCUGAGAGGAGAGCUCUAUGCGACUGUAUGGCCAGUGUUUCACUAGGCUGAGGGCUCCACCUGCUGUCACUCUUUCCUCAAAAACCUCUGCUGAUGUAUCCGCGUCUUAACUUAUUCAAACAAUAGGCACUUUAUUUUCUUUUAUUGUCAAGUGGAGCUUUCAGUUCAUUUGUACCAUGCCUUAUUUGGGAUGUCUUUUAUACAACUGAUAAUUUAGAUUGUGAAACACGCCUACAAAACACUAUUUUGUAUAGCUGUAAAAUUAGACUACUCCUCAUCCGUGUUAAAUGAAAUAAGUUUUUCUACUUUGUUGUAUUUAGUUGAUAAUGUAGAUAGAAUAGUAGAAUACACAAGUACAUAUACUGAAUGUGUUUUAACAGCUGUUUACGAUUGUUAUACACAUUAAACUGUAGCAUCUAAUAUAAGUUAUGAAACAAGAUAUUCAUGUUUGUAUCAGUAUCAUUUGCUAUUUAUUUCUGCUAAUUAGUCAGUUAACUGGUUACUUUACUAGUUUUUAAAUUUGUAAAGAAAUGUCAUGAAGUCAGCAAUGAAAUGUGAUGUUUUUCAGCACAUGUCUUGACUUAGCAAAGUGUAGCAUGAAGAUACAGCACUUUUUGUUCAUAUAGAUUCUAUGUUUACAUCUGUACACGGGUAAUGUUUGUCUUAUGUGUCUAAAGUCUAAAAACGUGUAUGCAAGAAUAGUAAUAGGACAUAUAUUAUUAUUAUUAUUAUAUGGAUUAAAAAGAGCAAGGGAAGGACAGAGACAUGGCCUGCUGUGUAACUAUGGAAUGACUUUAAAUGUUCAAAGUCUGUCUUGUUGUAAAAUAAAAACAAGUUACAGUCCUUACAA